Messenger RNA from Gossypium raimondii (Peruvian cotton), 782 nucleotides. RefSeq names its product DNA-directed RNA polymerases II and V subunit 6B. Gene Ontology annotation, cellular component: nucleus; RNA polymerase II, core complex; RNA polymerase III complex. Gene Ontology annotation, biological process: DNA-templated transcription. The record is from RefSeq and is a predicted model, not a curated record. Gene Ontology annotation, molecular function: DNA binding; DNA-directed RNA polymerase activity. NCBI's taxonomy places the organism in Eukaryota, Viridiplantae, Streptophyta, Magnoliopsida, Malvales, Malvaceae. The coding region runs from base 113 to 547 and encodes 144 amino acids. The transcript is spliced from 6 exons.
UUAACUUUUAUUUGACAUAAAUGUUCUGAUUAGGGCUUUGGAAAAGAAGUAAAGCUUCGCGCAAGAAUCCUCAACAAUAAACACUUACCAAAGUUGCUUUUACAAAUCAACAAUGGCGGACGACGAUUAUAAUGACAUGGACAUGGGAUAUGAGGAUGAGCCACCAGAGCCUGAGAUUGAAGAAGGAGCCGAGGAGGAGGUGGAAAACAAUAACAAUGACGAUGUUCCCGUCGAUCCUGUUGAAACUGAAGAAAAAGAAGACGAAGAUGCUAAUGACAAAAUUAGUCGCAAAACAUCAAAGUACAUGACCAAAUAUGAGCGUGCUAGAAUCUUGGGUACACGUGCCCUGCAAAUCAGCAUGAAUGCACCAGUAAUGGUUGAGUUGGAGGGUGAGACUGACCCGCUUGAGAUUGCCAUGAAGGAGCUUCGGGAGCGGAAAAUCCCCUUCACCAUUCGUCGGUACUUGCCUGGUGGGAGUUAUGAAGACUGGGGAGUUGAUGAGUUGAUUGUGGAAGACUCAUGGAAGAGACAAGUGGGAGCCAAUUGAUGAUCACGUUUUAUUCGAGGAACAUGGAAAAUUACUGUUUACAUGAUGCUUUUUUCUUUUCUUUUAAAAUUAUUUCAUAUAUUUGGAGGGUCAUUGGAGAUCUUUGAACUCAUAUCUGAGCAAGUUUAGUAUGUGGGUUUCAAAAAAAGGAAAAACAAAGGAGAGAAAAUAAAGAUGUCUUGUCAACAUUAUCUUCUUUUCUUGCUAAGUUCAUAUGCAAGCUAGCUAUUUUUAA